AUGUUGUCCUUCGUUUCCUUGAGUCACUGGACCGCAGCUGAAGGUCCUGAAAAUGCCCAAGUGUCGAGUUUGGCACCAGCUAUUGAGACAGUAGCCUCGGAUCUUACCAAUACUAUUCUUACUCCUGCUCCCAUUUUUGAGCUUGCAUCAGUUCCGGCACCUGCUCUUGCUCUUGUGUCUCAGGAUGACACUCUGGCUGUCGACUCCUUUUAUGCCAGAAUCGAUGAACUGUUUGGAGAAAUUGGUGGCGGUAUCAGUGGGGAGAGGAAUUCGAGGUGCAUUGACGCCGAGGACACGUGUCACUCGAGGGACGCCGCUAACGCCUCUUCGGGCAAAGGACACUUGUCACUUACAGAUGUCACCAAGGUCACUGGACCCGAGGUGUUGCCUUUUUGCGACUUCAACUUUCUUGUGGAAAAUUUGCCCUCGGGAGUUUUCCCCAUCUUGGAUGCUCCUUCCCUUGGGGAUUUUUUGGGGUAA
Molecule: messenger RNA, 480 nt
Organism: Ilex paraguariensis (yerba mate)
Lineage: Eukaryota; Viridiplantae; Streptophyta; Magnoliopsida; Aquifoliales; Aquifoliaceae
Source: the annotation of a GenBank genome assembly